UAAUUCACUCUAUAUAAAUCACGCAUCAACCGCUGCAAUUGCAUUCACCAAAAUUUGGAGCCAAAAUCACAAUUUCCCCCAAAUCUCAAUCUUCUUCAACAUUUCCAUGAACACAGAAACAAUGGAAGCUGAAAUUGCAAUUGCAUCCGAAUUCGAUUCAGCUUGGCUCCAAUCCGUACAGGACUAUCUCCUCAGCGACGCCGAUUUCCCGAUCCGCGACGCAGCAGCGCUCGCCAGCGACGACAGCGACGACGCUUCGUCGCAGAUGAUCAAGGAGCUGAUGUGCUGCGGCGGUGACGGAGGUGCGUCGGCGGCGGCGGAUUGGAAGCGGUACAGAGGCGUGAGGAGGCGGCCGUGGGGGAAGUUCGCGGCGGAGAUAAGGAAUCCGGAGAAGAAGGGGUCGAGGCUGUGGCUGGGGACGUACGAGACGCCGGAGGAGGCCGGCUUGGCUUACGACAGAGCCGCGUUCAAGCUGCAUGGGUCUAGGGCUCGGGUCAACUUCCCUCACCUCAUCGGGUCGGGUGCUUCCGAACCGAAUAGGGUGGGUAAGCGACGUCGUAUUUGUAUAGAUGGUCGGCGUCUUCGUUAAAGCCGAGCAAAAUCUAAAUAAUUUCAUUUAGUUUUUAAUAAAUGUAAUUUGCGGAAUAUUAUAAACUGUAAUUUUUAGAGCAUAAAAUAUAAAGUGUUGAAUGCUUUCAAUUAA
Salvia hispanica is the source of this 703-nucleotide messenger RNA. The record is from RefSeq and is a predicted model, not a curated record. NCBI's taxonomy places the organism in Eukaryota, Viridiplantae, Streptophyta, Magnoliopsida, Lamiales, Lamiaceae.